Molecule: messenger RNA, 4952 nt
Organism: Selaginella moellendorffii
Lineage: Eukaryota; Viridiplantae; Streptophyta; Lycopodiopsida; Selaginellales; Selaginellaceae
Product: UDP-glucose:glycoprotein glucosyltransferase-like
Exons: 36
Coding region: 54-4844 (1596 amino acids)
Cellular component (GO): endoplasmic reticulum
Molecular function (GO): UDP-glucose:glycoprotein glucosyltransferase activity
Source: RefSeq, a predicted model, not a curated record
CCAGGCGUUCGAUUCCAGCGAGGGGCUGCAACAAGGUUUAGGGUUUAUAGGCCAUGUCGAAGGCGCUGCUGCCGCUGCUGGCAUGGGUCGCGAUCCUGGUGCUGGCUGCAGCAGCGGCGCAUCGACUCCAGAAGAAUGUGAUCGUGGAGCUCCACGCCAAAUGGAGUGGGACGUCGCUGCUCUUGGAAAUGGGUGAGCUUGUGGCCAAGGAGAGGGAUGACAAUUUCUGGAAAUUCAUUGACUCGUGGAUCGAGCGGGAGGAGAAGGAGAGCCAGUCCUCCUCCAACAGCACCAGCAAUUGCCUAGAGCAGAUAUUAUCGCAAGGCUCCGCUUUGUUGGACGGUCACCUCGCGUCCCUCUUAGAUUUGUCCCUCUCGCUGCGCAGCGCGUCACCAAAGCUUGUUGUCUACGCACAGCUCGCGCUGGAAUCACUGUCAGCCUUCAACCUUCAUUCCGAAGGCAGUGAUCGGCCACGACCUCCACGGCAAAAGUGCUGCUGGGUGGACGUGGGAUCCAGUCUUCUGCUAGAAGAGUCCGAGCUCCUCCACUGGCUGAAAUCCUUGUCGGGCGAGCCUUUGCUGGAUAAAACUUUGGACUUGUUUGAGUUUGAUCACGUCUAUCCACAAUCCGCAUCUUUUGCCUACACUGCCAUCCUAUACGGCGCACUUGGUACGCCCUGCUUCAAAAGGUUCCACUCAAUCCUCAGCGACUCCUCAAAAACUCAGGACCUUGUGCGGUAUGUGGCACGGCCAUUCCUUCCAGAUGGUUGCGAAGAGUCGUGCUCAGCUUGUAGUAAAGCAGGGGUCGGCGAGCCACUCAACCUUGCGGGCUACGGUGUUGAGCUUGCGCUGAAAAACAUGGAGUACAAAGCUAUUGACGACAGCGAAGUCAAAGCUGGUGGAUCAUCUGAAGAUACCUCUACUGAGGAUCCCCUGGCUCAAGAAGUCAGAGGGUUUAUCUUCUCGAGGCUUCUUGAACGUAAGCCUCAUCUUGAAGGGGAGCUCAUGACGUUCAGAGACCAGUUACUGUCGUCCGAGAUAUCGGACAGCAUGAAUGUCUGGGAAGUAAAAGAUCUUGGAUACCAAGCAGCUCAGAGAAUCGUAGGAGCAUCUGAACCAUUACGGCUGAUGCAGGAGUUGAACCAAAACUUUCCAAAUCUCGUGUCGUCAUUGUCUCGCAUGAAGAUCAAUGAGACCAUCAAGCAGGAAAUAGUUUCCAAUCAGCAAAUGAUUUCACCAGGAAGAAAUCUUCUUGCUAUCAAUGGGGCUUUAGUCAAUCCUGAGAGCCUUGAUCUUUUCACGUUGAUUCAUAUGGUGCAUCAAGAGCUGUCCUUUGCUGAUAAGAUACUGAAAAUGAAGGUUCCCUCUAGUUCUGUGUCGAAGCUUUUGAGGCUACCUGAGCCGGUUGAAUCAGUUGCAGUGAGAGUGGAUUUUCGCUCCAAGGAUUUUGUGCACUAUCUGAAUGAUCUUGAAGAAGAUAAUAAAUACAAAAGGUGGAGGACAAAUCUGAACGAGCUAUUAAUGCCAGCUUUCCCAGGACAGCUUCGCUACAUCCGAAAGAACUUAUACCAUGCAGUCUACGUACUAGACCCGGUUUCCGUGAGAGGACUCAGAACGGUGGAGAUGAUUCUGCACUAUUAUCAUAACAACUUGCCAAUGCGUUUUGGUCUCAUCCUGCUCUCGCCGGCGGAUUUGCAUUCAUUAGACGAAGAAAAUGGAGCUGGUGAGAAGGACGAUUUAUCCAGCUUGAUGAUACGUCUUUUUCUUUACGUUAAGAAUACGGGAGGAGUUUAUAACGCUUUUGAGUUUCUAAAAAACGUUUUGGACUCUUAUUCCGAAGAUUCUGAAGAAAACUAUACCGAGGCUAGUCAUAUUGAGGAAGGAUUUGUUAAAUCACUCGGGACUAUGACGAAAACCAGUGCUAUGGAGGUCUUUUCCAAAUUGAAGAAUGGUGAAGAUUAUAGAAAGGAAGCAUUUGAAAGCAGCCAGUUUGUAUACAGGCUUGGUUUAUCCGAAGUAUAUCCAUGCCUCCUCAUGAACGGUCUCGUUUAUGGAGAAAGUCAGCCACAAUUUUCAGUGAUGGCGGCCAUGAAUGAAGAACUCCCUAAAAUACAAGAAAUGGUCUACUUCGGUCAAAUACAUUCACGGACAGAUGUUUUAGACAAGUUUUUAGCAGAGGAAGGCCUUAAAAGAUAUAACCCAAAGAUAGCUGGCACUGGGAAAGAUUCGAAGUAUGUGUCAGUUGCACCGGUGGUUUCUGAGAGCCAUCCAGUUGUAUGUAGUCUCCAGUAUCUGCACACACCUGGAACCGAAGAUGACGUAAAACCUGUAACUCACUGGCUAGUUGUUGACUUGACGAAGGAAUCCGGUAUACGUCUGUUGACGCAAGGUGUCCGCUACAUUAUGGAAGGUACAGACAGAGGGCGUCUUGCUAUUCUACAUAACAUGAAGGAUGCGGACAAUACUCCAGAAUCAUCAAAAGAGUUACUGCUUCCCCGACUUGUUAGUCACGUUAUGCAGGCAUCAAGUCGCCGAGCAAAAUACCUGCGGUUGUUACAUUCUUUUUUAACGCAUUACAAGUCAGGCACUUUUGAGGAGGUUCUGCAUUUGUAUUUGAGUACUGCUAAAGAGAUGGGUCUGGACAUUGCGAAGGAGGCAAUCUUGGAGUCCUCUACAUUAUCUACUCAGCUUUUACAGUUCCAUAAAGAAAAGAAGUUUGUAGCGGAAUUGUUUGGCAUCAGGCCAGGUAUUAACGCCGUAGCUACAAAUGGGAGGAUUUCUAGUCAAGACUCAAAACCUUUUAUUGCGGAAGACCUCAUGCUUUUAGAAUCACUAAUGUAUCGGCGAAGGAUAAAGGACGUACAGGAAAUUAUUGAAGAUGUGAAGUGGGAAGGUUUAGAACCUGAUGACAUUACAAGGUAUGUCGACCUAAUUAAUGUGGCUUUCCUCUCUUACUUUGUUGUGCUUAGUGCGUACCUAAGCACCGUCAUCAUGGCAGUCUCAUCCACAAUGGCGUCGCGCACUCGGAGCUCCGAGACGGCACAGUUUGAGCUCCUCAAGGCUGAUCACAGUGCUAUUGUCCGGCAUGUCGAUGGCUCGCCGAUUCAAAUCGAUGCGGUCAUCAACCCGCUGAGUGCUCUUGCUCAAAGACUGACUCCUCUUCUGCUGAUGCUUGAAGAAUGGCUCCAUCCAAGUAUACGUAUAGUCUUGAAUCCGAUGAGCUCACUUGGGGACGUUCCCCUAAAGAAUUUCUACAGAUACGUUCUACCGUCAAAAGAAGAGUUUUUAUCAGGUGGUAUUGGGCCGCAUGCGAGGUUCUCCAACAUGCCCCCAUCGAAGACGCUAACGCUUAAUCUAGAUGUACCCGAGCCAUGGCUUGUAGAGCCUGUCGUGGCUAUUCAUGACCUGGAUAAUAUUGUUUUGGAAAAGCUCGACGAUGAAAGAACUUUGCAUGCCGUUUUUGAGCUUGAAGCUCUUAUGAUAACAGGACACUGUUAUGAGCACAAUGAGCCGCCUCGUGGACUUCAACUUAUCUUAGGAACUAAGCAGCACGCUCAUGUGGUCGACACCAUUGUCAUGGCCAAUCUUGGCUAUUUUCAACUCAAGGCUGCUCCCGGGGUAUGGACUCUUGGUCUAGCCAGAGGCAGAUCGAGCGAGCUAUACACUUUACAAGGACAUAAACAAGGAACGGAUGAGGGUCCGAUUAGCAAGCAAAUCUUAGUUGCUGACAUGAGAGGAGAACUAGUACAUCUUGAGGUGGUAAAACGAAGAGGGAUGGAAGAUGAGAAGCUGUUGGUAGUGGAUGACGACAACGGGAAGAAAACAUCUCUAAGCGACAAGACGAAAGGUUUCUUUGAAUGGGCUGCGAAUAUUAUGGGCACAGGAGAAAAGAAAACUUCAAAACAGAAUACCUCGGCUUCAGCGAGGCAUGGUGAAACCAUCAACAUUUUCUCGGUUGCGUCGGGGCAUCUAUACGAGCGUUUUCUAAAGAUUAUGAUGCUCAGCGUUUUGAAGAAUACUAGACGGCCAGUGAAAUUUUGGUUUAUCAAGAAUUAUCUUUCUCCACAAUUUAAGAAUUUGAUACCUCAUGUGGCUGUCGAGUAUGGCUUCGAAUACGAGCUUGUAACGUACAAGUGGCCUACCUGGCUUCAUAAGCAGACUGAAAAGCAACGAAUCAUAUGGGCCUAUAAGAUUUUGUUCCUUGACGUGAUUUUCCCUCUCUCUCUCAAAAAGGUUAUCUUCGUGGACGCUGAUCAAAUAGUGCGUGCUGACAUGGGGGAACUAUAUGACAUGGAUAUAAAGGGCAGACCCCUCGCUUACACGCCUUUCUGCGAUAACAACAAAGAUAUGGAUGGUUAUCGCUUUUGGAGUCAGGGAUUCUGGAAGGAACAUCUGCAAGGAAAGCCUUAUCACAUCAGUGCGCUCUACGUUGUGGAUCUUGAUAAAUUCCGCCAAACAGCAGCCGGUGACAACCUGCGUGUAUUUUAUGAAAAUCUAAGCAAAGAUCCAAACAGCCUUUCCAAUCUCGACCAGGAUCUUCCAAAUUAUGCUCAACAUACGGUACCGAUAUAUUCCCUCCCUCAAGAAUGGCUGUGGUGUGAGUCUUGGUGUGGAAAUGCCACCAAGGGCCGAGCAAAGACAAUCGAUUUGUGUAACAAUCCCAUGACCAAGGAGCCCAAACUACAGGGCGCCAGAAGAAUUGUCCAAGAAUGGCCGGCCCUUGACGAAGAAGCGCAACUUUUUACCAAAAGGAUCCUCGGCAAAGGCAGGGACGAGGAGAACACAAUGCAAGUGCCUAAGGAACCUUCUUCCACAAACGAUGCUGACGUGAAAGACGAGUUGUGAGCUCUCAGCAGCAUACGAACGAACGGUAAACGAGUCAGAGUUUGAUUUAUUUUAUUGUAUUCAAAACGCGUCUGGGACGUGGUUCCAUGAAUGAUUGGUUUAAGCGCU